Messenger RNA from Lolium rigidum, 2056 nucleotides. Its product is annotated as probable tRNA (guanine(26)-N(2))-dimethyltransferase 1. The coding region runs from base 126 to 1928 and encodes 600 amino acids. The record is from RefSeq and is a predicted model, not a curated record. The transcript has 13 exons. Gene Ontology annotation, biological process: tRNA N2-guanine methylation. Gene Ontology annotation, cellular component: nucleus. Lineage: Eukaryota; Viridiplantae; Streptophyta; Magnoliopsida; Poales; Poaceae. Gene Ontology annotation, molecular function: RNA binding.
CCUCGGUUUCUUGGUUUCCAGGCUCGGUUGCUUUCGAUUCGAUUUCGUUUCGUAUUUUCGCAAUCAGAGCCAGCCGGUUGUGGUAGGGGAUUGGAUUUCGGAGGGGUCUGGCUGGGAUUGGCGAGAUGGGGGAGGUGGAGGAGAAGCUCGAGGCGUACGAGGUGAAGAGGGAAGGAGAGGCUGAGAUUCUCAUGCUCAAGAGCAACGCCGUCUUCUUCAACCCCGUCCAGGUCCAUAAUCGGGACAUGUCCAUUGCUAUUCUAAGGACAUUUGUAGACAAGCGCAAGGAAGAGCAUGAGGAGAAGAUCAACAGAAAGAACAAAGCACGUCAACAUGUCAGUCAGGAUAUUCCGCCUAGAUCAGAUGGAGAUGGCACUUCGAGUGAACAACCCGCUUCUAGUAGUGUGGUUGGUGAAAUAAAUGGUGAUCAUGGAAGGGAGCUACAUUGGAGUGCAGAUAAGGCAGAAGGCCCGUCAACAGAAACAACAGAGACACCUUCCUUGAAAAGAAUAAGAGAACUCAAUGCACCAAUUGUUCUGGAGGCAUUGGCUGCUUCUGGUUUAAGAUCUCUGCGCUAUGCUCGUGAAGUUGAUGGACUUGGAAAGGUGGUUGCACUGGACAAUGAUGAAGCAUCUGUUGAAGCUUGCAAGAGAAAUAUUAAGUUCAAUGGUAGUGCAGCUUCUGAUAAAGUGGAAGCACACUUGGCUGAUGCUCGAGUUUACAUGCUUACUCAUCCAAAAGAGUUUGACGUGGUAGAUCUCGACCCCUAUGGAUCACCUGCAAUAUUCCUUGACUCUGCUAUACAAGCUGUUGCUGAUGGAGGAUUGUUGAUGUGCACAGCCACUGACAUGGCUGUCCUAUGUGGGGCCAACGGUGAAGUUUGCUACUCUAAGUAUGGUUCGUACCCAGUCAAAGGCAAGUAUUGCCAUGAAAUGGCUCUAAGAAUCCUGCUAUCGUGUAUUGAGAGCCAUGCAAAUAGGUAUAAGCGUUUUAUCGUCCCAGUUCUCUCCGUGUUUAUGGAUUUUUAUGUCCGUGUUUUUGUUCGAGUAUUCACUUCGGCAAGUGAAAUAAAGAAUGCUCCUCUUAAGCUUUCCUAUGUAUAUCAGUGUGUGGGUUGUGAUUCUUUCCAUCUUCAAUGUCUCGGGAGAACCAUUACCAAGGGAAAGAGUGUGAAGUAUGCACCUGGUAUUGGUCCUGUUGUUCCUCAAAAGUGUAGCGAUUGUGGGAAGAAAUUUAAUGUGGGUGGCCCGAUAUGGUCUGCUCCUAUACAUGAUCAAGACUGGGUUCUUUCUACACUGGCAAAUGUCAAAGCAAUGAAGAAUAAGUACCCUGCCUACAAUAAGAUUACUUCAGUUCUGACGACCGUAUCUGAGGAGUUACACGAUGUGCAGCUGUUUUUCAGUCAACACAACAUUACUGGAACUGUCAAGUGCACUCCCCUAUCUGCAGUUGUUUUCCGCUCUGCGGUUCUCAAUGCUGGAUAUCGUAUCUCUAGCACCCAUGUGAACCCAUUAGGACUAAAAUCUGAUGCCCCUUGGGAUGUUAUCUGGGACAUCAUGCGCUGCUGGGUGAGGUUACAUCCAAUAAAGGAACAACCACAAGACUCUGCAGGGACAAUGAUCCUUUCAAAAUCUCCUAAACUGGAAGCAAACUUCUCCAGAGCAGUAGCUGCUGUCAGCAAUGCUCAAGCAAAGAAGGUCAAUCGGUUUCUUCCCAAUCCUGAGCGGCAUUGGGGCCCGAAAAUUAGGGCUGGGAGGACGAUCACAAGCAAACAUGCUUCUCUGCUAGGCCACGAGGCUGUAAACGGGGCCAUUUGCCAGAAAGACGGGAAUGGUUUGGCGCUUGACAAGGCUGCUCCAGGAACUGAAGAAGGGGUCAGCACGACCGAAGAGAAGUGCAGCGAUGAUGAAUGUGCCACGGAACCAUGAUUAGCCUGGUCUUGUCGAACUGAUGUAUGAAGUUACCAUGUCGUUUCCUGCUGUUGUAGUGUUGUAUCAAUUCAAUAGGAUUGAUGUUUCUUCAAAUGAAUUUUGAUAAUGAAACUCCGUAUACACCA